AUGUACUCCGACGGCCACGAGGUGGACGGCAGCUGGGUGCUGCGCGUCUACGUGACGGAUCUGCAGGUCGAAAGGAGUUUACGCGUGAAGGGAGAGCUGCACAUCGGCGGUGUCAUGCUGCGCCUCGUGGAAGAUCUCGAUAUCGCUAUGGAUUGGUCGGACCACGCACUUUGGUGGCCGGCACGGAAUCACUGGUUGACCAGAACACGCAGCACUUUGGAUCAGUAUGGCGUGGCGGCAGAUGCGCUGCUGCAUUUCACGCCGAUGCACAAAACUCUGAGGGUACAAUUGCCGGACAUGCGAUGCCUCGACUGCCGCGUCGACUUUUCCGUCAAGACGUUCAACGCGGUCAUCAAUUUGUGCAAGGAACUUGGCAUCAGACAUCCAGAGGAACUCUCGUUCUGCAAACCGCUCGAACCGAAUCACCUGAAAUACAAUCUGAAAGAUCUGCCAGUAAAGAAAAAAAUUGAGCACCAAAAGAAUGGACACUGGAACGUAUCGGCCGAUACGAAUACCUUUAUCCCGGCCAGCCAAAGUCCCAGAGGAUCUACGGGAAGCUUAGAUCAAUCGAGCCCAUUCAUGUGCGCGCCGGUUACGCCCAACAACAGAAAUCACAGCACGCCGAUCAGCUCUCCUGUCUCGCAUACCGGCACAUGGAAAAGGAACAACAAUUCGUCCGGCUUCGGCAGCACUGGCUCCUUCAAUGCCAAUAACAGCACUAUGAGUCUCGAGGCAUUAAACGGCGGGCUAACAGAAUCCUUGGCGCAAAGUCCGACGUCGAUCUCACCGGACGUGCGAGUGAAGCUGAUCAAGCCGAAGAGCCUGAUCGAAAGGGCGAGAAUGAACGUCAGCUGGCUGGAUUCCUCCCUGUCGAUCAUGGAACAGGGUAUCCGCGAAUUUGACACACUUAGACUGAAAUUCAAAUUCUACUCCUUCUACGAUUUGAAUCCAAAAACCGACGCAGUGCGCAUCAAUAUGAUUUACGAGCAAGCUAAGUGGCAAUUACUCGCAGAGGAGAUUGACUGUACCGAGGAAGAGAUGCUGAUGUUCGCGGCGCUUCAGGUACAAGUGAAUCUUCAGGCAAGCGUGCCGCAACCCACAUACGACAGCAACGGAGCGACUUCGCCCGUUGAAGACGACAUCGACGCGGCCUUGACGGAUCUACAAGUGACCCUGGAGGGCAGCAACAUCAGCAACGGGCCCAGUGAUAUCACGCAGGUGCCCGAGCUCUGUGAUGAACUGCGUUUCUUUAAGCCGAAACGUUUCACGUUGAAGGCUUUUAAGCGUUAUUGGUUCACGUGCCGCGAUCUCCAGCUCAGGCUCUACAAAAGCAGGGAGGAGGCAGGCGGCUCAGAGUCGCCAGUCUACGUGAUCAAUUUGCGCGGCUGCGAGGUCACGCCGGAUGUGCAUCUGUCGCAAGGUCGCUAUGGGAUCAGACUGGAGGUGCCCAGUGCCGAAGGCAUGACUGAGAUGUGGAUAAGAUGCGACAACGAACAACAAUACGCAAAAUGGAUGGCCGCGUGCAGAUUAGCGGCCAAAGGCCGUAGCCUCGCCGAUGCGUCUUACGAGAGCGAAGUGAACAGUAUCGCAGCUUUCCUACAACUGCAGAGGCCCGCGCCCGCGCCGGCCAUCAAUCCGAAUGCUUUAGAUAUUGUACCGGAAGACUAUGUUGCACCUCGAUUCGCGAAGAAAUUCAAAGGAAAGCUGGUUCAGAGGAUCUUAGAAGCACACGCGAACGUUAAAGACUUGCCUCUUGUCGAGGCGAAACUAAAUUAUAUCAAAGCCUGGCAGUCCCUGCCGGAAUAUGGUAUCUCACUCUUCAUCGUACGAUUUACUGGUAAAAGCAAGGAUGAGCUACUAGGUAUCGCCAAUAAUAGGUUAAUGCGGAUGGACCUUCACACUGGCGAUCAUUUAAAAACUUGGAGGUAUAAUACUAUGAAGGCGUGGAAUGUUAACUGGGAAGUAAAACACAUGAUGGUACAAUUCGAAGAAGAGAAUAUCAUUUUUGAAUGUCAAUCAGCGGACUGUAAAGUUGUCCACGAAUUUAUAGGAGGCUAUAUCUUUCUGUCGAUGCGUUCGAAGGAGGCGAAUCAAACGUUGAACGAAGACUUGUUCCACAAAUUGACUGGUGGAUGGGCUUAAUCCAGUACUGCAAUGAGUGGAUAAAACCGAAACGGGUUCUAACAUAUUCUGAGAAGCGAUGAGAUGCGUUCUGAGAUGCUAUUCUGUAACUGUUUUUACACGCCUUAUCAGUAUGGUUGCGCAACUUUUUUACCAUACAAAAUAUCUGCACAACGACAUCGACUACUGUCGGUAGACGUGUAAAAACAAUUACAGAAUAGUACCCCAGAUUACCUAUCGUGGAACAAAGUCGGAAUGGACUCCGAUCGGAAUUGUUCAAUUAUUCCCUAGAUUUCUAUUGUAUUUUUUAGGAAAAAUCGGAUAAUUCCGACUUUAUUCCAUGAUAGGUACUCUAAGCAUUAUCUACAUGCGUCGCGCUCGUUAUGUGCCUGUUUAAGGACCGACGUUUUUGCAUGUUAGUACAUUUGUAAAAAUACUUAAAUCUGGUCGUAUUUAUCACAUUUUAACACUAUAUGCUGUAAAUAAAACAUUGUGUCCUUUCUACGCGCGAGCGGAAGAGUUUUAGCAAUUAUAGUUAUUUUUAUUCGACAGGAGGCUACUUCAGAACGUUUACCAAUGUGUUUACCUUAUUUACAAGGUAUACUAACAGUGUUGACAAACGUUAUAAUCUCAUGGCCUCUUUUUCACGAAAAAAAUAAUCCGUUUUCUACAUUUACAAUUAUUUUAUAAAUAGACGUUUGUGAAACUAUUUUACAAAAAUAUACUUUUAUACGAAACUUUUUCUACUUAAAGAAAUCUAUUGCCUUGAAUAAAAAUCGAAUUUAUAAACAAAUACAUCAAGUCUGCAUAAUGAAAAAAUCUAAAAACAUAUCGCGCGUGAUGUUAGCAACAUUCUGUAACAAAGAAAAAAAUGGAUUUUAAUCCUUUAAAAAAACAAAAUCACCAUAGCGCAUAAAACCGUCCGUGAUUUCGAGUGGUUUAUAUACGGCCGUCUUGAAAAUUAUUUUCAAUUUGCGAUUUCUUUUAUGUCGCUAGAGACUUCUUCCUUGUAAUCCUCCCUCAUAAUGCGUGUCAGUGUCCUCUUCAGUUAUCCCAAGGUGCUAUACUAACUGAGCUCGACUUUACAACGCAAGAGAUCGAAUCGUGUAAAUUAUUUGUUAUUUUAAUGUAAAUUAGAUGUAGAAGAAGAAAUAUAUCACUUAUAUAUUAUA
Molecule: messenger RNA, 3293 nt
Organism: Cyphomyrmex costatus
Lineage: Eukaryota; Metazoa; Arthropoda; Insecta; Hymenoptera; Formicidae
Product: unc-112-related protein
Exons: 8
Coding region: 1-2142 (713 amino acids)
Biological process (GO): integrin-mediated signaling pathway; cell-matrix adhesion
Cellular component (GO): cell-substrate junction
Molecular function (GO): integrin binding
Source: RefSeq, a predicted model, not a curated record